AUGGCUCCUACCAGUCUCUACAACGCCUGGAUCUACACUGUCAUAUCGUUCGCGGGCUUCUCUUACGGCUUCGGAUUCUCAGUCUUUGUCACAGCUCAAGGCCAGCCGGGCUUCUAUCAAUACUUCGGCUUGGAUCCAACAAGCACAUAUACCGCUCGCAUUCUUGAUGCAGUCAACGCUUUGUUUACUGCUGGUGCAGCAUUUGGCUCUCUGGCACAGUCCCCACUCGCCGAUAAAUAUGGCCGAAAGAUUGCACUUGCAGUUGCGGGAAUGACCUCCCUCAUCGGAACUGCAUUGGCGGCGGCAUCGGUUCGUGUGGCUAUGCUGAUAGUGGUGCGUCUGUUUCAAGGCUUUGGAUUGGGGAUGAUUUUGGCCCUGGUUCCGCUCUAUCUCAACGAGGUAGCUCCUCCCCAACACCGAGGCCUUAUAUCUGGCUUGACCGUCGUUAGCUUUGGAACUGGUUACUUCGUAUGCUCCUGGAUUGCAGUUGGUACCUAUUACGCUAAUGCAACCGUACAAUGGCGUGUGCCUCUUGCGCUUGCCUGCAUCCCGCCACUUCUUCUGCUCGUCAGUCUGCCUACCAUUCCAGAAACUCCUCGCUAUCUAAUCUGGAGCGGUAAGAAAGAACAAGCUUAUGAUGUUUUGCGCCGUCUGCACCUUAAACCUGGUGAUACAGAAGACCGCAUGGCUCACGCUGAGUACACGCAAAUUGUGCUUCAAGUGGAGCACGAUGAAGAAAUGAAAGUUGGCUGGGUCCAGAUUUUCAGAAAAGGAUCUCUUCGACGUAGGGCUGUCCUUGGGAUGUUCUUGCUGUACGUCUUGAAAUAA
This is a messenger RNA of Exophiala aquamarina CBS 119918, 828 nucleotides long. RefSeq lists its product as uncharacterized. The transcript has 3 exons. NCBI's taxonomy places the organism in Eukaryota, Fungi, Ascomycota, Eurotiomycetes, Chaetothyriales, Herpotrichiellaceae. Gene Ontology annotation, molecular function: carbohydrate:proton symporter activity. The record is from RefSeq and is a predicted model, not a curated record. Gene Ontology annotation, biological process: carbohydrate transport; transmembrane transport. Bases 1 to 828 code for a protein of 275 amino acids. Gene Ontology annotation, cellular component: membrane.